Drechmeria coniospora is the source of this 648-nucleotide messenger RNA. Its product is annotated as Small GTPase superfamily. Lineage: Eukaryota; Fungi; Ascomycota; Sordariomycetes; Hypocreales; Ophiocordycipitaceae. The record is from RefSeq and is a predicted model, not a curated record. The transcript has 3 exons. The coding region runs from base 1 to 648 and encodes 215 amino acids. Gene Ontology annotation, biological process: small GTPase-mediated signal transduction. Gene Ontology annotation, molecular function: GTPase activity; GTP binding.
AUGUAUGCCAGUGUGGACACUGAUACAGACGGCAAGCUGGACGGCAAGCUAGACGGCAAGCUGGACGCCGAGCUGGACGCCGAGCUGGACGCCGAGCUGGUCAAGUUACUGCUCGUGGGCGAUGACAAGUGCGGCAAGACAACAUUUCUAUCGCGGCUGAGCGCUGGUGACGAAACAAAUCCCAUCCCGCUCCUCCGCGACAUAGACCAGCCGUACAUUUUCAACGUGAGCCUGUCCGGCAAGCCGUUCCACCUCGAGUUUUACGACACAUCGUGUGCGCAGCACUGGCGCCUGCUGGAUCCCGACGUCAUCGUCGUCUGCUACGACAUUGGCCGGCGGCCGAGUCUCGUCAGCAUGAGAACAUUCUGGUUGAACGAGGUGAAGGCGGCCUUUCCGCGCAUCGACGGCCUGCCGAUCGUCGUCCUCGGCCUGAAGCGGGAUCUGAGGUGCAAGCUGCAGCCGGACGCCGUCGUCGAUCCGCAAGAGGCGUACCAGAUGGCGCAGACGAUGCGCGCCGAUCGCUACGUCGAAUGCUCUGCUGUGACGGGCGAGCUCGUGAAGCUGGCCUUUGAGGACAUUUGCAUCACGGCGACGAAAACGACGACGGCGGCGGGGGGGCAGACGGAGGGAGGCUGCACCGUGCUCUGA